AUGAGGAUAGCGCUUUGGAAUGCUAGGAGUGUGAGGAAUAAAAUAGAUGAAGUUAGGAGGGUGGGAGAGGAUUAUGAUAUGAUGGCAAUUGUCGAAAGUUGGCUGUGUCCUGAAGACUGUCUUAGGAUAAAUGGAUGGCAGUCCUUUAGAAGGGAUUCAGGGGGAGAAUUGAGAGGAGGGGGUAUAAUUGUGCUGAUUAGGGAUGGUAUAGAGGCUAGGAUUGGGGGUAGUAAUAGUAUAAACGAAGGUGGGAUGGAAACCAUGUCUGUGAUGGUUAGGAUGAAAGAAGGAGAAGUGGAAUUUGUGAUAGGGUAUAGAAGACCAUCUGGCAGAGGGGAUAAGGGGAUAUGGAGGAAGGUUUUUGGGAGAGGGAUAAUAGGAGAGAGAAGAGUGUUUCUUGGGGAUUGGAAUGCAAAGAAUAUGGUGUGGAAUUAUGAGGAAAAUGAUGUGGCUGGAGAAGCUUUGGAGGAGGUGUUAGAAGAAAAUGAGUUAGUGGUUCUGAAUUACGGGACAAUGUCAAGGAUUGGCAGGGCGGAUCAGAGACCGUCAAAUUUAGAUUUGAUAAUUGCGAAUGGGAAUAUAGGGAUGAAAAUGGAAAUUGUUGAAACAGGGGAGACCAUGGGGUCAGACCAUCAACUAAUAAAGAUAGAAUGGGAAGAGGAAACAAUGGAGAUGGGGGAGGAGAAAAGUACGAGAAGGUUCAGUAGUAGGAAAAUUGAUCAAGUUGAAUUUUUGAAAUGGCUUUUGGGGACAGAAGACCAAGUGAAUAGGAUAAUUGGAGGGGAGAUGAAUAUAGACCAAAAAUGUGACAGCUUUACAAAACUGUUGCAAGAAGGGUUACAGGAAUGUGUAAAGGGGCGGAGAGGAGACGAAAACAGAAGAAGAAAUGAGGAGAAUGGAAGGAAAAGGGGGGGAAAGAAUAGGAAAGAAAGAAGAAAGAUUUGGUGGGAUGCGGAAUGUGAGAGAGUAAAAGAGGAGAGAAGAAAGGCUACGAUAAUGAUGAGGAAGAAGCCAAAUGAGGUAAAUUGGAACAGAAUGAUAGAGGCAAAUAAAAGAAUGGAGGAAGUAGUAAAAGCUAAGAAAAAAGAAUCCUGGGAGGAGUUUAUAAAGGGAAUUAGGCAUAGUACUAAUAUAGGAAUCUUAUGGAAAAGGGUAAAGGCUCUGUUAAAGUGUAUUGAUAGGUCGGGUGGUGAUGGAAUGAACAAGAGUGAGAGGGUUAAAUUAGAAAGUGAGGAGACUGAUAGGAUUAUUAGGAUGUGUGGAGUGGAUGGAGAAGAAGAUAUUAUAGUAACACAGGAGGAUAGGGAUGGAACGGAGAGAGAGAGGAUAGAGGUAAGGGAAAAGAAUAUUAGAAAUAGGAUAGGGAGUGAUAUGGAGGGGAGAUACAGUAGAGAGUUUAGUGAGGGUGAGUUGGAAAGGGCAAUUAGGGUCGUGAAAUUGAAAACAGCCCCAGGAGAGGAUGGGAUUGAGUUUGGAAUUAUUAAAAAAUUGACUAAAGGAUGGAGAAAGAAUCUAUUAGAGUUGUUUAAUGAGGUGUGGAGGAAUGGAAGGGUACCGACAAGAUGGAAGGAAACAAGGGUUAAAUUAUGGAAAAAAUGGUUAAUGAAAGGCUGA
Messenger RNA from Megachile rotundata (alfalfa leafcutting bee), 1614 nucleotides. RefSeq lists its product as uncharacterized. Gene Ontology annotation, molecular function: catalytic activity. NCBI's taxonomy places the organism in Eukaryota, Metazoa, Arthropoda, Insecta, Hymenoptera, Megachilidae. The record is from RefSeq and is a predicted model, not a curated record.